This is a messenger RNA of Oryza brachyantha (malo sina), 1164 nucleotides long. RefSeq names its product proteasome subunit alpha type-1. The coding region runs from base 153 to 947 and encodes 264 amino acids. The record is from RefSeq and is a predicted model, not a curated record. Gene Ontology annotation, biological process: ubiquitin-dependent protein catabolic process. The transcript is spliced from 2 exons. NCBI's taxonomy places the organism in Eukaryota, Viridiplantae, Streptophyta, Magnoliopsida, Poales, Poaceae. Gene Ontology annotation, cellular component: proteasome core complex, alpha-subunit complex; proteasome core complex.
GAAGAACACCGCGACCGAACCAACAAAAGCAGAGGAGCAAACGCAUCCGCGAGCCACCCCCCAAACCCUACACCAACACUCCGCGACCUCCCCCAAAUCGCGCCAGAGGAAUCCAAGCCGAGGAGGCGGCGGAGGAGGGGGAAGCUUCGAGAAUGUUCCGGAACCAGUACGACACCGACGUGACGACGUGGAGCCCGGCGGGGCGGCUGUUCCAGGUGGAGUACGCCAUGGAGGCCGUCAAGCAGGGCUCCGCCUGCGUCGGCCUCCGCUCCCGCACCCACGCCGUCCUCGCCGCCGCGAACAAGGCCGCCUCCGAGCUCUCCUCCCACCAGCGCAAGGUCUUCCGCGUCGCCGACCACGCCGGGGUCGCGCUCGCCGGCCUCACCGCCGACGGCCGCGUCCUGUCCCGGUUCCUCCGCUCCGAGUGCAUCAACCACGCGUUCGUCUACGACGCGCCCCUCCCCGUCUCCAGGCUCGCGCUCCGCCUCGCGGACAAGGCGCAGGUUUGCACACAGCGAUCAUGGAAGAGGCCAUAUGGUGUUGGUCUCCUUGUUGCUGGGCUAGAUGAGACUGGAGCCCAUCUAUAUUAUAACUGCCCCAGUGGCAACUACUUUGAGUACCAGGCAUUUGCUAUCGGCUCACGCUCUCAAGCCGCCAAGACUUUCCUUGAGCGCAGAUUCGAGGGCUACAACGACUACACUCCAGACCAACUGAUCAGAGAUGCCCUCUCUGCCAUAAAGGAGACGCUGCAAGGUGAGAAGCUAACCAGCUCCAACUGCACCGUUGCUAUUGUUGGCAGAAAGGACGACGGCACCGUCGAGCCAUUUGAGAUGAUUGACGCGAAGAGGAUCCAAGAAAUAAUCGACUCCAUGGAGGCUGCCGAGGAGUCGUCGAGCUCGAUGCAGGAGGAGGACAAGGGCACGGACGCCGCGCCGAUGGACAUCUAGGCCCUCAGAAUCAUACAUGUUAUCUCCUCCCCUUACGUCGCGUUCUGGGUUUCCAACAAGACUACUGUUUUAGAAAGCUGCGACUCCUGUGUACUCUUGCGUCUGUGCUACAGCCUUGCGAUGAUCUCUUUCAUCUCAGCAUCGAUAUCGACUGUGUUUGGACCGAUUAUUUACAUGUGAUGCGAACAGAAGAAUCUUUUUUUGUUUCGGGGACCAA